CGUAUAUCCGCUUUCUGCAACACUUACUCUGGCUCGUUUCCCCUGAUUCAUUCCCCUCAUCGCUCUGAGCUGCAGCUUAUCCAAACCUAAAACCCUUUUUUAAAACACCUGGAAACCGUCGUGCGGAAGCUGCGGCCAUGCGGGCGUUGUUGUUGUUGUUUGCGGUGACGGUGCUGGCGGUGGUCAACGGAGCCGAGAAGAAAAAACUGCAGAUUGGCAUCAAGAAGCGGGUGGACAAUUGCCCCAUCAAGUCCCGGAAAGGAGACGUGUUGAAUAUGCAUUACACGGGCAAGCUGGAGGAUGGCACCGAGUUUGACAGCAGCAUCCCCCGCGACAGGCCUUUUACUUUCACCCUGGGAACCGGCCAGGUGAUCAAAGGUUGGGAUCAAGGCCUGCUGGGCAUGUGUGAGGGCGAGAAGAGGAAGCUGGUGAUCCCCUCUGAGCUGGGAUAUGGAGACAGGGGGGCCCCACCAAAGAUCCCCGGAGGAGCCACACUCAUAUUCGAGGUGGAGCUGCUCAGCAUCGAGAGGAGAUCCGACCUUUGAUGAAGGAGGUGAUGUGCAAGCAAGCAAGCAACUUUAAAUUUUUCAGGAGUUGCUGCAGGAUUGAGAGGAGACCUUCUGACCUCAGAUGAAGAUUAUAUGGCAAAUCUGGGAGUACAGUUGCCCCCCCACCCUUCCCAUGUCGUAACCACUGCCCUCCUUUCACUGGCUUUGCUUAAAAUGGUCCGAUAUAGUGGAUUGAAGUUAUUGAUAUAAGAACUGACAGUAUGUCCUUGCUAAACAUUAGUAGAAAAUUUCCAGUCUGCAGCUAAAACCCAGUAUUUUGUCGGAGGUUAAGCCCGGCUGUUCCAUCUCAUUUAUGUUUGUGAUUUUUCUGUCAUUAAUAAGCGGGUACAUUCAUAUCUCUUCUUUGUUUUUGCUAAAUGAUUUAGGUUAUUAAUGUUGUUAGUAAUUGAGACUAAGAAAACUGUUUUUCACUUCAAUUAUUUGGAUUGUGAUAAUAAAAUUUAGACCUUCUAAA
Messenger RNA from Scomber scombrus (Atlantic mackerel), 1023 nucleotides. RefSeq names its product FKBP prolyl isomerase 2 (gene fkbp2). Lineage: Eukaryota; Metazoa; Chordata; Actinopteri; Scombriformes; Scombridae. Gene Ontology annotation, molecular function: peptidyl-prolyl cis-trans isomerase activity. The record is from RefSeq and is a predicted model, not a curated record. The transcript has 2 exons. Gene Ontology annotation, biological process: protein peptidyl-prolyl isomerization. Bases 138 to 545 code for a protein of 135 amino acids.